AUGGCCAUCAUACUACGAGUGAAACGAUUGCGAAAAGAUGUCCCCGUGGACAGUUUCGAAACAGAACGACUGAAUAAAAUGUCGAAAAUAGACGCAGAUGAAAAAUCCGCCUCAACUUUUCGUUACAUUGGAAGUCAGUCGAUUGAAUCUAAUGUCGCAGUGGAACCGGAUUUGAACAAACUGGACAAAUUGAAUUCGCAGGGUUCAUUCAAACUACUUUGGAAUUCCACUUGCGGGCGGAUUGUUGGUAAAGGAGUGACCAGUGUCCCAUGUGCCGUACGAAUUAACAGUUUAAAACGGUCCCUUCCAUUGCCAAACACCGAUCCUGAUGUACCCGUCAAAAUGAUGCGUAUCAUCGAUAUCACUCCAGACCGGUCCAAUGAUGAUGACCUCACAAGUGCUUUGCACCAAGCAGCUAUAUUGGAAUCGUCACAAGCUCCGAAGGAUGAGGUGGACUAUGUGUAUGAUUUGUACCGUCUGGAGAAACGACGAACUGCAAGAUUGCGUAACCGUUCGGGUUCUCUCGGUGGUUCUGUUUCACCACUCUCUCGUCGCGCUCGAGUCAAUGUGAACGGAGCAUCCGUGUACCCGCGGGAUGAUAUCGUGUUUGACGGUGAAUUGUCAGAUCCUGAUGACAAGAUCUAUGCGGAUGAUGAAGAUGAUUCGAAUAGCGAAUCGAAUUGGCGAAAUGAUUAUCCGGACGAGGAAGAUGUGUCUUCUCCCAGCUCGGAAUCACAUUCCAGCUGCUCCGACGAUCAGUCAGAUUCGGACUCAGAUCGUCCGAACUAUCGAUAUUCACAACAUGACUUAUUUUGA
Molecule: messenger RNA, 816 nt
Organism: Echinostoma caproni
Lineage: Eukaryota; Metazoa; Platyhelminthes; Trematoda; Plagiorchiida; Echinostomatidae
Source: the annotation of a GenBank genome assembly